CCCCCCCCUCCCUGUCCGGUCCGGGUUCGCUUGCCUCGUCAGCGUCCGCGUUUUUCCCGGCCCCCCCCAACCCCCCCGAACAGGACCCCCUUGAGCUUGUCCCUCAGCUGCCACCAUGAGCGACCAAGAUCACUCCAUGGAUGAAAUGACAGCUGUGGUGAAGAUUGAGAAAGGAGUUGGUGGCAAUAAUGGGGGCAAUGGUAAUGGUGGUGGUGCCUUUUCACAGGCUCGCAGCAGCAGCACAGGCAGUAGCAGCAGCAGUGGAGGAGGAGGAGGGCAGGAGUCCCAGCCAUCCCCUUUGGCUCUGCUGGCAGCAACUUGCAGCAGAAUUGAGUCACCCAAUGAGAACAGCAACAACUCCCAGGGCCCAAGUCAGUCAGGGGGAACAGGUGAGCUUGACCUCACAGCCACACAACUUUCACAGGGUGCCAAUGGCUGGCAGAUCAUCUCUUCCUCCUCUGGGGCUACCCCUACCUCAAAGGAACAGAGUGGCAACAGUACCAAUGGCAGCAAUGGCAAUGAAUCGUCUAAGAAUCGCACAGUCUCUGGUGGGCAGUAUGUUGUGGCUGCCACUCCCAACUUACAGAACCAGCAAGUUCUGACAGGACUACCUGGAGUGAUGCCUAACAUUCAAUAUCAAGUAAUCCCACAGUUCCAGACCGUUGAUGGGCAGCAGCUGCAAUUUGCUACCACUGGGACCCAAGUGCAGCAGGAUGGUUCUGGUCAAAUACAGAUCAUACCAGGUGCAAACCAACAGAUUAUCACAAAUCGAGGAAGUGGAGGCAACAUUAUUGCUGCUAUGCCAAACCUACUCCAGCAGGCUGUCCCCCUCCAAGGCCUAGCUAAUAAUGUACUCUCAGGACAGACUCAGUAUGUGACCAAUGUACCAGUGGCCCUGAAUGGGAACAUCACCUUGCUACCUGUCAACAGCGUUUCUGCAGCUACCUUGACUCCCAGCUCUCAGGCAGUCACGAUCAGCAGCUCUGGGUCCCAGGAGAGUGGCUCACAGCCUGUCACCUCAGGGACUACCAUCAGUUCUGCCAGCUUGGUGUCAUCACAAGCCAGUUCCAGCUCCUUUUUCACCAAUGCCAAUAGCUACUCAACUACUACUACCACCAGCAACAUGGGAAUUAUGAACUUUGCUCCCAGUGGAUCAUCAGGGACCAACUCUCAAGGCCAGACACCCCAGAGGGUCAGUGGGCUGCAGGGGUCUGAUGCUCUGAACAUCCAGCAAAACCAGACAUCUGGAGGCUCACUGCAAGCAGGUCAGCAAAAAGAAGGAGAGCAAAACCAGCAGACACAGCAGCAACAAAUUCUUAUCCAGCCUCAGUUAGUUCAAGGGGGACAGGCCCUCCAGGCCCUCCAAGCUGCACCAUUAUCAGGGCAGACCUUUACAACUCAAGCUAUCUCACAGGAAACCCUCCAGAACCUCCAGCUUCAGGCUGUUCCAAACUCUGGUCCCAUUAUCAUCCGGGCACCGACAGUGGGGCCCAAUGGACAGGUCAGUUGGCAGACUCUGCAGCUGCAGAACCUCCAAGUUCAGAACCCACAAGCUCAGACAAUCACCUUAGCCCCAAUGCAGGGUGUUUCCUUGGGGCAGACCAGCAGCAGCAACACCACUCUCACACCCAUUGCCUCAGCUGCUUCCAUUCCUGCCGGCACAGUCACUGUGAAUGCUGCUCAACUCUCCUCCAUGCCAGGCCUCCAGACCAUUAACCUCAGUGCAUUGGGUACUUCAGGAAUCCACGUGCACCCGAUUCAAAGCUUGCCGUUGGCUAUAGCAAAUGCCCCAGGUGAUCAUGGAGCUCAGCUUGGUCUCCAUGGGACUGGUGGUGAUGGAAUACAUGAUGACACAGCAGGUGGAGAGGAAGGAGAAAACAGUCCAGAUGCCCAACCCCAAGCUGGUCGGAGGACCCGGCGGGAAGCAUGCACCUGCCCCUACUGUAAAGACAGUGAAGGAAGGGGUUCAGGGGAUCCUGGCAAAAAGAAACAGCAUAUUUGCCACAUCCAAGGCUGUGGGAAAGUAUAUGGCAAGACCUCACACCUGCGGGCACACUUGCGCUGGCAUACUGGCGAGAGACCAUUUAUGUGUACCUGGUCAUACUGUGGGAAACGCUUUACACGUUCGGAUGAGCUGCAGAGGCACAAACGUACACACACAGGUGAGAAGAAAUUUGCCUGCCCUGAGUGUCCUAAGCGCUUCAUGAGGAGUGACCACCUGUCAAAACAUAUCAAGACCCACCAGAAUAAGAAGGGUGGCCCAGGUGUAGCCCUGAGUGUGGGCACUUUGCCCCUGGACAGUGGGGCAGGUUCAGAAGGCAGUGGCACUGCCACUCCUUCAGCCCUUAUUACCACCAACAUGGUAGCCAUGGAGGCCAUCUGUCCAGAGGGCAUUGCCCGUCUUGCCAACAGUGGCAUCAACGUCAUGCAGGUGGCGGAUCUGCAGUCCAUUAAUAUCAGUGGCAAUGGCUUCUGAGAUCAGGCACCUGGGGCCAGAGACAUAUGGGCCAUACUCAUCAACCCUGGGAUGCAAGGUAGCAUGGGUCCAAGAGACAUGUGGGAAGAGAGAGCCAUGAAGCAUUAAAAUGCAUGGUGGUGGGAAGAAUUGGGAGAGGGAUACAAGAGAAGAGAUGGGGUCCUGGCACCCAUCUGUAUCAUCAGUGCCUCUUUGAAGGUGGGAAACAUUAGUGAAAAUUCUGUUGGUGCCACCCUUUGAUGAGCAUUUGUUUGACCCCAGUUUCUUCUUAAACUUCUUACUCCGGCCUACCCUUCCUGCAUUUCUCUUCUCAGCUCUUCCAUGAUGGAUCACCCCCCGCCCGUUUCCUAAAGCCAUCAUGCCUUGAUAAAUAUAUAUGAUCAUUGAAAUACUUUUUAACAAAAAACAGAUUCUAUAUUAUUAUAUAUAUAUAUAUAUAUAUAUAAAGAUAUAUAGAGAUGCAUUCACAGGGGUUGGCUGGGAGGAGGAAGAAGACCAUUCUGUGACCAAAAUACCUUGGUCAUUUUUUUUUUUAUAUUGCCUUAUUUCCCUAUGGCUGAGCCUUGUUGUGACACAUCAAGCUUUUCUGUAGAUGUUGUCUUGGCUUCCCACCAGAUUAAGCAUUCAUAUGCUCUGCUUUUAGUUUAUAUAUACAUACAUAAUGUUUUUCCUUUCAUAAUUUUGUCUUUUUAUUUGGGAUCAGCUUCUUGCACUCCUUUCCUGACUCAGCUGUUGCCAUCUCACAUUCUCUCAUCUGAUCACUUCAUGUUUUAUUUUUGUUGGUGCCUGGAUUAGGCACUUCUGUCAAUUUUUUAAAGACCUUAGUUCCAGCAGCAGAAUGGAAAAACCUUGAAGCCCAGGCUGAUGCUUGAAGUAGCUGUGGAGGGAGUAUUAAAAAUACUACUGACGCAGGCACCUUCUUGGCGCUGGAGAGUCAAAGGCAUCUCCCUUCAUUAGCUGUUCUAAGCAUUGAGAAUUAGGAGUCUUUCAGUGGAAUUGUACAAGAGACUCUUUGAAGAUAAUAAUCUUGGCUAAGAUGGUAUAAACUGUCAAAAAAUGGUCCAGUAAUAGGUAGGGGGCUUUCACUAGGAAAAUCAUGUGCUGAGAAGAGGAAAUGACUCAUGGUAGUCAGGUUCAGGAGUUAGUGGAGUAUUUGGACAUUGAUAUCACUAUCUUCUAAGGUAGUUCUAAGUUUUAACGUGGGCUUCUGAGUUUAUAUUCUGAAAGGAAAUACACUUCUUCUUUUGAACAUCCCCACUAGGUUCUUUUCCAUUGUUGAGAAGGAGCAUCAGCCAAUGAAUCUGUUCGAGGUUUCCAUUCUGCAGAACUCCUCCAGAGCAUGUGCUAGUGGCAGAACAGUGGUUCUUAACAAUCUUUUCCCUUAACUUCAUUGUAUGUUCUUGGGUGGUUCCUAAGGGAAAAGGAAGCACAUGAUCAUAAGAAUGAUAGCCCAGAACAAAAAGAAAUCUUGUCUUACCACUGUGGUUUAUAGGAGAGAUGGGGAGAAAUCAUCCUGUUUUCUCCAUGACCUGAUUCCAGAAGAGACUGAUCCAAAAAUUAUAACGGCAGGGAACCUAGUGCAUUUGGCACUGAGAUUUAAAUGCAACCAGAAUUGUCCUCAAGGCCCAGCCAUAAAAGCAUUGUCUCUCUCAAUCUUCUGGUACCUUGUUAGAGAGCUUUUCACUGUGAGGAAAUACGGCAAAAUGGCUGUGUGUGUGUGUGUGUGUGUGUGUGUGUGUGUGUGUAAUCUGUUAGGUUGGGGAUAGGUUUUCUGCUAGCCAAUAUUAAAAGAGACCUGCAAUAAAAAAAAAAUUACCCUGAUCUGAUAGAAAGCAAGUGUUUUUGUAUGACUGUCUGUGUGAAUGUGUGUUUAUGCCUGUAUAUGUCUACACACAGAUGAGAGAUUAUAUUUGAAAUUGUUGGAAAAUAAAUCAGAUCAAAAUGCC
This is a messenger RNA of Saimiri boliviensis boliviensis (Bolivian squirrel monkey), 4422 nucleotides long. It is a transcript of the gene SP1, whose product is annotated as Sp1 transcription factor. Gene Ontology annotation, molecular function: DNA-binding transcription factor activity, RNA polymerase II-specific; RNA polymerase II cis-regulatory region sequence-specific DNA binding. Lineage: Eukaryota; Metazoa; Chordata; Mammalia; Primates; Cebidae. The record is from RefSeq and is a predicted model, not a curated record. Gene Ontology annotation, biological process: regulation of transcription by RNA polymerase II.